ACAAUUAUAGUUCCAUAGUUUCGAUAGUACAGAGUUUCUGGCAAACACGUUUGUGGUGAACUAUAUAACAAGCACUCGUCAACUAUAUUUUUAAUUCAUUAGACCUUUCUAACCCUGAUGUGGCGUCCCGCUAAGACUGCAGAGGAAACAGCAAAAUGAAAGGCAGAAAGAGGGAUUUCAGCGUCGAGUUAAAAUCCAGGAUAGAUUCACAAGACAGCAAAAUCUUCAAUCCUACGUCACGGAAACGAGUUCUAAUCAAAGUUGGGGGACGAAUAUUUGAGACGUGGGAUGAAAACCUGAGAAAUCAUCCGUCGACACUUUUGGGCAGCGACGAAAAGGAAUUGUAUUUUAACCCACAGACAAAGAUGUACACAUUCGACCGCGAUCCACAAAUGUUUCGACACAUCUUAAACUAUUACAGGAUUGGUAGACUUCAUUAUUCCAUAGACUACUGUGCGGACGAGUUUCGCGACGAACUGUCAUUUUUCAGGAUAUCAAUUAAUGCAGUGGACAAUUGUUGCUGGGAUGAUUACCGUCAGCCUAAAAGUAUUAACAUAAAUAAAGUCUUUAAUAUGGAAGAUUCCGGGGAUGAAGUGGACCCGGCGAAGGAAACCAUACUGGUCAAAAUAUGGAACAUAUUCGAUAACCCAGAGAAAUCGGUAUUUGGUGGAGUGUGGUACUAUAUAUCAGGGUUAAUGAUCGCAUUGAGUAUUGCUUGUACCGUGGUAGAAACUGUACCUCCACCCUGUGAAGAUAAAUUGAUUUGUAGCAUAGAACACGCUAAAUUAUGUAAUAAACCAUUCAACGAAUCAUCUUUUGGAACAACUAUUGACUCAGCCAUUAACAGCAAGGCCUGUUAUGAACUACGAGACUACCUGACAUCAAAAGAAAACGUAUUUUUUAUUCUGGAAAGUAUUUGCGUUGGUGUCUUUACGUUUGAAUACCUGGCUAGAUUCAUAUCAGCUCCUGACCGAUGGGAGUUUGUCAAGUGUUUUAUGAGUAUGGUAGAUUUAAUAUCCAUUCUUCCUUACUAUUUGGGUAUUAUACUAGAUAUAUUUCAACUUAGUAUUGACAGUCUUGGAGCUUUGGUGCUACUGCGAGUGCUCCGUGUAUUCCGCGUUCUCAAGUUCACACGCCAUAGUAGCAGGCUACGUAGCCUUUUGUUUGCUAUUCGUCGCUCGGCAUCAGAGCUCGGCUUCAUUGUCUUUAGUUUAUCUCUUGGCGUCAUUUUGAUUUCAAGUUUGUUGUAUUACGUGGAGAAGGACGGUCCAGCGGCUGACUUUUUUAACAGCAUCCCAGCAGCCAUGUGGUACUCAGUGAUUACUAUGACAACCACAGGGUAUGGAGACUGUGUUCCCAGUACAUCGUUUGGUAAAAUCGUUGGUAGUGUUGGUUGUAUAGUGGGGGUACUCAUGAUUGCACUACCUGUGCCCAUCAUACAGAAAAAGGCAAAUCUCCAAAUGGGUUUACUAGAUGAAGUCGACGAAGCAUUUUCUAAAGAAUAAUUGCUGCGAUCAGUGUGUAACUAUUAUGUGAACACAUAUCACUAGAUGACAUAUGGCUUAAUUGUAAUUAUAGGCUUGGAUUAUAUUGUUUAUUUAAAGUCUGUAUCAACUAUACAGCGUUUUUCAAAAAUUAUGUAAAAGUUAACAAUUUAUAUCUACCCAUAAUAUGGGUGCAUUGCGGGAAGUUUCCGCUGUAAAAGUGCCUAAAACCCUCUUUAAAGUAUAAAUCGAAAUAUGUUAUUCAGAGUUCAAUUGGAUUGCUGAAUGUUUUUAACUAACGUAUUGACAACUAGCAAUUAAUUAGUAUUAACAUAUAUGCAUAUAUAUUGAUAGUUUUCAUUUUACAGAUUUUUUUGCAAAACGCCGUAUAUGUAAUAUAUCUAUAUUUAUAGCAUUCACUUUUGAAAUGGUUUCCUAACUGAAUAUAACAGUGAGUUUUGCUAAAUAGUCUUAAUAUACAAAUAAAAUAUAAGGAGGAUCUCAUUACAGUCAUGACAGAAUAACUAAAAAGAAAGAACGGAUAGCGUGAAAUAUGUUAGUCAUUUUCUUCGGCCUUGAUUUUGACGAGAUCCACUAAACAUUAAAAUGUACUCAUUUAUUUGCUA
Molecule: messenger RNA, 2110 nt
Organism: Exaiptasia diaphana
Lineage: Eukaryota; Metazoa; Cnidaria; Anthozoa; Actiniaria; Aiptasiidae
Product: potassium voltage-gated channel protein Shal
Exons: 5
Coding region: 156-1505 (449 amino acids)
Biological process (GO): potassium ion transmembrane transport; protein homooligomerization
Cellular component (GO): membrane; voltage-gated potassium channel complex
Molecular function (GO): voltage-gated potassium channel activity; protein binding
Source: RefSeq, a predicted model, not a curated record